Molecule: messenger RNA, 563 nt
Organism: Sceloporus undulatus (fence lizard)
Lineage: Eukaryota; Metazoa; Chordata; Lepidosauria; Squamata; Phrynosomatidae
Product: tropomyosin beta chain-like
Exons: 2
Coding region: 153-563 (136 amino acids)
Biological process (GO): muscle contraction; actin filament organization
Cellular component (GO): actin filament
Molecular function (GO): actin filament binding
Source: RefSeq, a predicted model, not a curated record
CCCUGGGGCCCCUCCCCGGCUUUUAGGCCGGGCUCCGUCCCCGAGGCCCCGCCAGAGCGAGCCUCCUCCUUCUCCGCUCCUCUCCUCCUUCGCCUUCGCCUUCUCUGGUCGUCCGCCCCGUCGGGUCUCCCUCCGCCGCCGCCGCCGCCGCCAUGGAAGCCAUCAAGAAGAAGAUGCAGAUGCUGAAGCUGGACAAGGAGAACGCCAUCGACCGCGCCGAGCAGGCCGAGGGCGACAAGAAGCAGGCCGAGGACCGCUGCAAGCAGCUGGAAGAGGAGCAGCAGGGUCUGCAGAAGAAGCUGAAGGGCACCGAGGACGAGGUGGAGAAGUACUCGGAGGCCGUCAAGGAGGCCCAGGAGAAGCUGGAGCUGGCCGAGAAGAAGGCCGCCGACGUGAGUAGCCCCGCCGGGGCACCCUCCUCCCCUGGCCUCCCCAGGGGCCCCAGCCCCACAGCCCUCCGGGGAAGGGGCCCCUUCAGACGCCUAGUUAGAGGGCUCUAUGGGGCGGGGAAGGAGGGAGGGAGGGAUGCCAGCCACGCGCGGAGGGCACUUGGCACCCUAUAA